This is a messenger RNA of Wallemia mellicola CBS 633.66, 2922 nucleotides long. RefSeq lists its product as hypothetical. The record is from RefSeq and is a predicted model, not a curated record. The coding region runs from base 1 to 2922 and encodes 973 amino acids. Gene Ontology annotation, molecular function: protein binding. Lineage: Eukaryota; Fungi; Basidiomycota; Wallemiomycetes; Wallemiales; Wallemiaceae. The transcript is spliced from 12 exons.
AUGGGAUGGCCAAAAAUAUCAUCUAGGAAUUCUGCAGCUGGUAGCAAAGGACCACAAGUUCCGCCGCUCCCACCAGAUUUAGCACAGGAGGCUGCACAGGCUGCUAACUCUGCGAAUGGACCACCACCACCACAUCUAUCACGUCCAUUAGCUGCGCCUAAACCUCAAAGAUUGAUGCCGUCCAUACCACAGGAUAUGGCAUACAACUUAGAAAAUCAAUCAGAUCAGAAUAGCUCACUGAAUUCAUCAUUUGGCGAAUUAAAGGUCGACGCUCAGCCUAAAACACAAACAGCGGGCUCUCCUAACGUCAUCAUUCCACCAAGGACACAUUCUAAUCCAACCUGGGAACCUCUUUCACAAACAAUGAAUCAACGUCAGGAUCCGCCAUCACCCGUGUCUGUUUACAUGUCUCCACCUACAUUCUCACCUUCGAUGCUCUAUCCAACAACUGACGCGUCUAUCCAUGGCUUACCAGUUAUUACCGUCAACUUACCAGACUUACAAUCCCUCAUCGAUAGCAAAGGCGCGCAAUCACAACCAGCUGAACUAUUAGAAUGGUCAAAGAACGUUUUAUCGUACGUUGAACGCAGAGAGCGUACGCUUUCUGUAACUGGCGUACCUUACGAUCGUCGUAACCUUGAAGAAGAGGAGAAAAUCGCACCACUAGUCGAUCAUGCCGUUCAAGUCAUUCUUACAUUAGCUGCUUCAUCAAAUUCUACACCGAAACCAGUACUCAUUGAGGCUUUAUACUUACGUGCAGAUAUGACAUCCUCAGGUGCUUAUUCUGAUCACAGACCAAGGGAUCCAAGAGCAGCUUUCCGUGAUUUCGAAGCAGCUGCUAAAGGUGGUUUUGCAUCUGCAUGGUUUAGAAUCGGAAGAGAGUAUGAGCAAGUUCCAGACGUUGGACGUGCUGUUGAUGCUUAUCAACGUGGUAUUAAGUUCAAUGAUUGUUCAUCUCUUUACCGUAUUGGUACUGCCUACCUCCUAGGUCAACUCAAUUUGGCACAAGAUCCAGAAAAAGCAAUCCCAUUAUUGAGACAAGCUGCUGAAAGAGCCAACAUUGACCAGCCAAACCCUGCAUAUGUGUUCGGUAUGAUCUUAGCUGGAGAAUAUGAUCACGUUUCAAUCGAUCCUUCUUUAUUGCUCUCUUCUACCGACAAACCACCUGCGAUUGAGGCAAAGAUCUUCUUGGAAAGAGCUGCUUAUUAUUUAUAUCCACCUGCAUUAUACAAAAUGGGAUUAAAUCAUGAAUUUGCUUUACAAGGUUGUCAAUUUGAUCCUUUGCUCUCAAUACAGUACUAUUCAAAGGCUUCAGAGUUAGGUGAAUUUGAAGCCGAUAUGGCAUUAUCAAAAUGGUUCUUAUGUGGACACGAAGGAGCAUUUGCCAAGGAUGAGAAAUUAGCUUUCACAUUUGCAGAGAAAGCAGCUAGAGGCAACUUACCAUCAGCUGAAUUCGCUUUAGGAUACUACUAUGAAGUAGGUGUUGGAGGUAUUGUCGAUCUGUCACUCGCCAAAAAAUGGUAUGCCCGUGCUGCAGAGCAUGGAAAUGAUGAAUCUGCAUCUAGGUUAGCAGCAUUAGAGGAUGCUCACCCAAUGUCAAGGGAUGAACACAACGAGAUAGUCGGUGAUAGGUUAGUACGUCGUCGCACACAAGCCAAAAAGGAAUCGGAAUCAGUACAAGCACGUCGUCAAAGAUCACAUAAUGAUGCUAUGGAAAAACCACAACCAAUGGUACCACAACAAGCAGUUAAUAUGCAAGGUAGUAUAAGUGCGCCUUCAACAGCAGGUCCGGUUGACUAUCAAUCACCGCCAUUGCAUAAUCAACCACUGUCGACGGUACAACCAGUACCGCAAGUGCCACAACCAAGAGCCCAAGUACCAAAAUUAAGCAUACCUUCGAAUGUUCCAAGAUAUAGCUUAGUUGAUGCGCCUACACCAAUACAAGACCCAUUAAGUAAUAGUAGAUUACCUUCACCACAAAUAAAUCCCGAUCAAACCCAAAGACGUCAAUCAUCGAGACCGUUACAAAGACCUGUAAAAGGACCUGCAACGUUUAAUGAAAUGGGUAUCACCGUUGGUACGGCGAAGAAGGACCCAGAUUGUGUAAUUAUGAGCGUUACACUUGAACCAGCUAAAGAGCUCAUCUUUCCACGCCCGGUCGCAUCACCAGACGUUAAAGUUGGUACAGCAAUUGAUAAAGAAAUCCUUAAGAUUAAGAACCCAACGGCCACCCCGGUUGCAUUCAAAGUUAAAACCACAGCACCACGCAGUUACUGUGUUCGUCCUAACGCUGGAAGAAUCGAACCAGGCCAGACAAUUGACGUACAAGUUCUCGUACAAGCGGUGAAAGACGCACCACCAAUUGGUGCUAAAUGCAAGGACAAGUUCCUUGUUCAAUCUGUACACAUCAACGAAAGCAGACAAUCACUUUCGGUUGCUGACUUUUGGUUGAAUGUCGAACGUGAAGACAAGAACGCUAUUAUUGAGCAAAAGAUUCGCUGCAACUGGAAGAUGUCACAAUUUGAAACUGUCGGCGAGGAAGAUCUACAAAUGAGUGAUGCCGCGCGCUCGAAUUCUUCAAACACCCAAAAUGGAUACGGUACUACACCAAUUAUCACAGCUACACCAUAUCAACAAGCAUCAGAGUUACCACAAGAGUCUACACCUCUUUCACAUUUACCACCAGUACCUGAAAAUGACAUAAAGAGAGGUCUUGGUAUACGUAAUGACAGUAAUGACAUCCAAACACUCCCAGAAGCUAAACAACGUAUUGCUCAACUCGAGCAAGAAUUAACUCAAAUGAGACAAUCAUCAUCUGGAUUCACAACAGCUACAGCGACACACCAAACUGAAGGUGUACCAUUACAAAUGGUCGCAGGUAUCGUUGUCUCUGUUUUCGUUAUAACUUACCUCUUUCUUUAA